Danio rerio (zebrafish) is the source of this 5860-nucleotide messenger RNA. It is a transcript of the gene pak4, whose product is annotated as p21 protein (Cdc42/Rac)-activated kinase 4. The record is from RefSeq and is marked validated. NCBI's taxonomy places the organism in Eukaryota, Metazoa, Chordata, Actinopteri, Cypriniformes, Danionidae. Gene Ontology annotation, molecular function: ATP binding; protein serine/threonine kinase activity; nucleotide binding.
CACAGAGAGCACGAGCAGCGCGCUCAUGAGGGCUUCACUCACUGAUACGCGCACUUAGCCCGUUUAAGCUAACUUUACAGUCUAGAAACUUCACCGACCAUAUGAAGUUUAUUUCUCCACAGACGCACUUCUCACUACAGGUCUGAUGCCCUGCUGCAGCCAUGUUCAGCAAGAAGAAAAAGCAACGCAUCCAGAUCUCAGCACCUUCGAACUUUGAGCAUCGUGUCCACACUGAUUUUGAUGAACAGGAGCAGAAGUUUGUUGGCCUUCCACGCCAAUGGCAGAGCCUCAUUGAAGACACGGCCAAGAGGCCCAAACCCUUCAUCGAUGCCACAGUCAUCACUACUGUUGAGCCACGCAAGACAAUUGUCCGAGGUCGUAAGAUCGGUGACGAUGGCUCCCUCACCUGGCUCCUGGAUGAGUUUGAAACCAUGUCGGUGAUCCGCUCCAACUCCCUGCGGAGAGGCAGUCCACCUUUACAACCACGCAGUGACUCUGGAUCAUCAGGAGGCCAUGAGAACGGCGAACACCCCCAAUAUAGACACACUGAUCGCUAUGGGGACAGCAAAGAGAGGGAGAAACCACGUCAGGAGCACCCAGGCACUGAUCCUAGACAGUCUCAACGUCCGGGCCGUUCGUCCAGAGAGGAUGGCCGGCCUCAGCAGCAGCCUCGUGGUCAGGAGCCCAGCAGACACAAAGAACCUGACUGGAUUACACCGGGCCAACACCGAGAACGAGAAUGGGACAGAGAACGAGAACCACGUGAUUAUUCUGACCACGUAGUAAGGAGAGAGGGGGCCAACGAUAAGAGGCCCAAAUCCAGCUAUACUGGGAGGGAUAGCAGCCCACAGUCGCCUCGUGAGAAGAGACCACUGUCAGGGCCAAACAUCCGCACUCCUAACCUACCUGUUACAGAGGGAGUGAUAAAGGCAGCACAGCAGACUGGCCGACCUUUCAACACAUACCCACGCUCUGAAAGUGACUCUGGGAGAACCCCCAGCGGUCAGGAUUUAAAGCCAGCUAAAUCUCACGAGUCUACCCACCACAAUGGCCCCUCUGCUGGCCCAGUCCGGGGUGGCAGUAGCAGCAGCAGCAGCGGUGGUGGUCAAACUUCUUCUCAGGGGCCUCACAGAUCAGAGCCUCAGCAUCACGCCUCUCAUCCAGCCUUGGGGCCUGAGCCUCCUCACGGCCAGCCCAUGCCUCCUCCACCAAAACCAUCUGGCCCGGCUGCACCAUCCCAGCCGACACGCUCACCUCAGCGAGAGCCACAGCGGGUCUCACACGAGCAGUUCAGAGCUGCCCUGCAGAUGGUAGUUGAUCCUGGCGACCCGCGUACUUAUCUGGAUCACUACAUUAAGAUCGGAGAAGGCUCCACGGGCAUUGUGUGCAUAGCUACUGUGAAGACCACAGGCAAACUGGUGGCGGUGAAGAAGAUGGACCUGCGAAAACAGCAGCGACGAGAACUGCUGUUCAAUGAGGUGGUGAUCAUGCGGGACUAUCACCAUGAGAACGUGGUGGAGAUGUACAACAGUUACUUGGUGGGGGAUGAACUCUGGGUUGUCAUGGAGUUUCUGGAGGGCGGCGCUUUGACUGAUAUAGUCACACAUACAAGGAUGAACGAGGAGCAGAUCUCCACCGUGUGUCUGUCAGUGCUAAAAGCUCUCUCAGUCCUUCACUCUCAGGGAGUCAUUCAUAGAGACAUCAAGAGUGACUCCAUUCUUCUCACCCAUGAUGGCCGUGUGAAGCUGUCAGACUUUGGUUUUUGCGCCCAGGUCUCUAAAGAGGUGCAGCGCAGAAAGUCUCUGGUAGGAACGCCCUACUGGAUGGCCCCUGAGCUCAUCUCAAGACUCCCAUAUGGACCAGAGGUGGACAUUUGGUCAUUUGGCAUUAUGGUCAUCGAAAUGGUGGAUGGAGAGCCGCCGUACUUCAACGAGCCACCGCUCAAGGCUAUGAAGAUGAUCCGAGACAAUUUGCCACCCAAGCUCAAAAAUCUCCACAAGGUAUCGCCUCUUCUCAAGGGAUUCUUGGACAGGAUGCUGGUGCGAGAUCCUGCCCAGAGAGCCACAGCUCAAGAGCUGCUAAAACAUCCCUUCCUGACUAAAGCAGGCCCUCCCUCCUGCAUUGUUCCUCUCAUGAGACAAAACCGCAUGAGAUGAGAAGAGAAGUCAGGGUGGAUCUGACAGGCCCUCCGCUGAGCUCAAAGACCCAGGCAAAAACAUGGAGUCUGUACUGCACACUUUAAAUGAUUGUACAGGUCAAGAAUUUAAGGAGAACAGGCCAUUGAUGCUACAAUUUUUUUUCCCUAAACAAACAUUUAUACCACUGUUUUUAUUACAUUAGAGGAUACAGCACAUGACAUAGACAUGAUUAGGUCCUUCACAGUGUUCUGCUGGAAGAGGUUUUCCUCUCUGGCAAAUUUAAGGAACACACAAACCAUGUGUUCUCGGUGGUUUUGCCAAGUCUGCUUUGGGGUAAACCGAAUUAAGAAGGUUGAGACGUUAUGAAAAUGAACCACUUGGAGAUCCUAAUCUGCCCUUAGUGUAAAGCAACCUUUUGAUGGAUUUGUUCCAAACCUCGAGCUUUCUUUUCCCUGCACUUGACCUUUUGCACCGUGACCACACUACUCAAUAAUCAGUUAUUAAUAGGAAAGCAACUACUGAAGAAAACCUUUACGUUUUAUUAAAAAGAAUGCAAAUCUCUAGGCUUCUGUUACGACACUAAGCAAAGAUAAACACUGGAGGCAUUUCGUUUUUUAAUUUUGUUUUAAUGAAAGUUGAGCUCUAUAUUGGUUUGUGUUUCGAGUGACAGUGAUGCUCUUAAACACUGUUCUGAGCUGCACUCCAAUAUCAAACUUCCUCCUUUGACUCAUUGUUCCACUUUUUUAAUAUAAUUAAGGGGGGAAGGGUUGGAUGUAGGUUUUUUUUUUUUCUCUCUCUCUCUUCCAGAACAUUCACAACGGCACCACGCCAUAUUAGUUAAGUAGAUGGAGUUGUUGUUUUCAAUGUAGGGCAGUCAUUUCACGGACGCCCAAAUCCUCCAGCUAAGUAGCUUACAUCUUUGAGGUAUCGUGGCCUUUCUCUGAAGGAUUCAUUUUGUCGGAGAGACUAUACGAAUGUAUAGUGUGCGUGAAGGAUGCUCUACUUUGAGAGCUUGUUCAAAGGAAGUGGACACUAUAGUGAAUAAUUCCACACUAAAGCAUUUGUACUGAGAUAAUUGGUCAUUUACACUAUGGGUAGUGGAACAACCAAAGACUUGCUGACGAUUUAUAAUAGCAGUUGCUCCAAACAUAUUCCAAGUACACUACGUCUCAUUGUGUUAAAGAGAUAGGUCACCCAAAAAAUUAAUCUUUCCUCAUCAUUUACUCAGAUUCAAAUGGUUCUAAACUUGGUGGUUUCUUUCUUCUGUUGAACACAAAACAAGACGUUUUGAUGAAUGUCGGAAAAAAGCAGCCAUUGACAUAGUAGAAACCAAAAAUAGUAAGGAAGUCAAUAGCUGCUGCUUUCCAACGUUUUGUCUUCGACAAAAGAAACUCAAACAAGUUCAGAACUGAGUAAAUUUCCAAAACUUUACUAAACCGUAUGAUACAGAUUGGCCGAUACAUAAUGCACUCACAGAUGCCAAUCAUCAACAACAAAAACACUUGGUUUUGUCAGAUCAAUGUGUAACCUCUGAUUGACUUCAAAUGGAGUUUGCCAAGUUGUGAAAAUAUCUUGUAAUCUGGUGAUUGGCUGUUUUGAUUGAAGUCUGUCAAUGCAUCAGCCUUUUAACUUGUUUUUGGACCCAAUUGACUUACAGUAUGGCCAAAAUAGUUAGUUAUUUUGUUCACUACAAGAAAGUCAGUCAUACAAGUUUUCAUAUUUGGGUGAACUGUCCCUUCAAGAGUCUCUCUUUAUUUUGCUCAGCCACAAUAAUCCAGGAUCAAAGUGGAUCGAGAACGCUGACAAAAUUGAUAGGAAUGCAGAAGGCAGAUGAAAUAUUCCUAUUCGAUGGAGUGACUCCACACAAAUACUAAACAAAUCAUUGAAAGUCAAACGAAUGCAUGUUUGGUCACAUUUGCAUUCAGUAAUUUGAAGAUGAAUUGUAGCGAUUUAAUCCUAGACUAAAGUGGUAGCUUAUGUAUAUAUGAGUUUGUUGUUUUCUUUUGCUGAGGGCCUAAACUGUAACACUGCAACCAUAACUCUAAUUGUAGAUGUGAAGAAGAUUAAUGACAGUUAUUGACAGACAUAAUUAAUAUAAAAAAAUACUACUAGGGUUGGUUUGUUUGUUUGUGUUUUUUUUUUUUUUUCCCACCAGUAAAAAUUUUAUGGCAUGUCUUUACAUACUGGACUGCGCUACUUCUUCAGGACGCAAACAGAAUGACAAUCAAGCAUCGGAGUGGAAGUAUGCGCACUAAAUGCCUAUUCAGACAUGAAUAAGCAAUGAAACUGAGAGAAUUUUGUAGCCUCACGUUUAUCUGUGAAAUAUUGCUAGGAUUGUAGAUUAACAUCUUCAGUGCACUGAAGCAAAAUGAGGUCAACAUUCCUAUAAAAACAGGAAAAAAAAGCCUUAUAAGGAAAGUUGACCCACAAAUGUAAAUGUGCUGUUAAUUUACUCACCCUCAGGCCAUCUGAGAUUUCUUUAGUAGAACAUUAAAGGUUUUAGCUGAAGCUGUGUUCCUUGGUGAUUCAUAAAUUGGACGACUACCAACACUGAGUCAAGAAAAAAAAAGACAAAACAAACACCUGUGUCUGCUGAUGGUACAUUGAGUCCUUAUGAAGCAAAACAAUUAGCUUUGCGCACAGACUGAUAAUUUCGCUUCAUAAGACAUCAAUGUCUCGUCUGUAGCCAUGGGUAUCUGUUUUGUUUUGCCUGCAUAGUUUUUGACUCCGGAAAUGCUGGUAGCUGUUGACUUGCAUUUUAUCAACGAUGACCACAGUUUCUGCUGAAAACAAAUAUGUGCGCUACUGAAAAAUGAAAGUUGACUACAUCUUUGAGUUAAUUAAUAACUAAAUUUUAAUUUCUGGCUGAACUACCCUUAUAAUGCGUAAAUAUAUGAACAUUAUGAGCAAUAGACGUUUCACAGUACUUUUUUUAUUAGGUUUAUUGACUGUUUGAAAAGCAGAUACCUCCUAUGACCACAAGCCUUAUUUGAUUGGGUGUGUGAAUGGAUGAUGCUUUACUGCAAGCAGAAUGCAUGAGUUUGUGACUCAGUGAAUGUGUUUUGAAUGGCUUCUAGAAAGGACUUCUCUAUUUUCUGACUUACAUUCCCAUGGUCGGUGAAAGCACAUUCUCGUGUGUGUGUGUGUGUGUGGUCAGGUAAUGAUCUGCUUUUUGUGUGUUACGUUUCCUGUUUCAUGUUGUCAUUUGGUGCUCAAAAGCAGUGCUGCGAAUGCUCUGGAAGGGUACAUUGUAUUACGAUACGGUUUCAUCCGUUUUCUGUCACUGCAUUAAAACUAAUGAAUGGCCCAUAUUCUGCUGUUGACUCAUUUUAAUAGGUUUCUAAUUAACUUGCACUGCGUUUUUGAAAUCUCUUUUACCGUAAUUUCCUUUUUUUCGUCAUGUAGAUAGUUUCAAAGAAACAUUGGUGGAGUCGAAGCGUGAACUUUAUGUACUCAUUGCAGGCAUCCUGACAUCAUAAUGAUGUUGCCCCAUCUUUCACAGACUCCUUUUGGACUGCGUUCAGAUCAACUUUUAUUUGAAAACUGCUACUGUGUUAUGACAUGUAAAAUGGUUCAUACUGCUUCUGCUGUUCUCUCUUUUUGUUUCUAAGUAUGGUUUGUUUUGCUGAAUAACCAACGUCAGAGUUCCCUCUAUAAUAUGUGAAUUUUUACUGGUGGUAAAAUGGACUUUAUUAUUAUUUUUCAAAUAUAGUUUGAAACAU